Messenger RNA from Porites evermanni, 8091 nucleotides. The record is from the annotation of a GenBank genome assembly. Lineage: Eukaryota; Metazoa; Cnidaria; Anthozoa; Scleractinia; Poritidae.
GCAAAAACGUCUCUCUCACAAGCGCAGUCCGAACCAGCACAGUGUCAGGGACUGGUGUUUUCUGUCAGCUCAGAGAUUUACAAUGGGACCUUACGUAAGCAGUUUUAUUGUUAUGUAGACAGUGAUAAAUGUUCUUGCAAAAGAAUCAAAAUGUAUCAUUCUUUUUUCUUCACUAACAUUAUAUUUUACAGCUCUGGAGGCUGCUAUGGUAUCAGUGUUCACUUUAACAUGUUUUCGUGGUGGUUCUAGAUAGCUUGAAAUAAUUCUGAAAUGAUGAAUAUAUGACUUGCAUUACAAAAAAUGUUUUACCUGCUCUGGCGAGGACACUUAGUAUAGAAAAUUCCAAAACUCAGAGCAAAAUUUGAGACAAAAAAAAGAAUAUUCCCCCCAAAUGGCUCAAACUUUAUAAGUGUGGUGAAGUGAAUUGAGAUGAAUUAUUGGACCUACCAGCAAUUUACAAUCCUCUCUUGGGGAUGUGUAACAACUACUGAUGACGUUCAAGCGAUUCGGACAAAAUAUACGUUUUUUGUCUCAACUUUUGCACUGAGUUUUGGAAUUUUCUAUACUUAAUAUGACUUUCAUAUAUUUGAACUAAGGCAUGAAGAAAUAAGUGCAGAGAAGAUCAUCACAGUUAAAUCAGUUAAAAAGGCCAUUUUCACGAUGACGUCAUUUUACUACUACUGGCAGAAUCCUUCAGGGUUUUGCUUUCUUGUGCAAAUUAGGGCUUUGUUAUUUAAACCCCAACUGGGAUUACCAAAUUUUUAAUAUGAAUGGCAAAACGAAAAGGAUUCUGGCCGUAGUAAUAAACAACGCCAUCAUGCAAAUGGCCUGUUCGCAACUUUUACAGUUGCGAAAAGAAAGCUUGAAAUUCCGGCUUACCGGGAUUCGAAUCACCGGUGCUGUGCUCUAACCAAGCUAGCAAGCCAAAUGGAUUGCGUAAUAUAUGCGGUAGAGAUGAAGAUGAAUUGAUAAAUAUAUGAGAUACUGUAACUCAUUUACAAAUCAUCCCAGAGGCAAAUUCACGUGUUUUGAGAACAGAAAAAUAGUUUGCUCAAGAUUUUUAAUGAGAGUUUCAGGAACAUAUUUUGUACUUGACGAACUGCAAAACAGCCAAAAACGUCUUUUAUGUCGCACAUAUCCAAGUUUGGAAAGAAGAAAUAAAUAUUUGUCGUUGCAUAUUUACGUCCUCCAUGGAACGUAAAAUUAAGAAAUUGUACGUGGUGCAGAGAGGGUUUAACAGUGUAAGAAUUGUAACAAAAAGUCUGCAGAGUUCUUGUUUUGCUUAUUAAAGCUUUUGUGGUUGUUAGACCAUCCCCUCGCCGUCGCUGUCAACACCUCUUAAACCCCCUUUUUGCGUAUGUCAGCAUGAAUUUUUUUCAAACCCACGCGAAGACCAUCACUUGGUGAUAGUGAUAAAGUUGUUUUAAUGUGUUUGUAGCUUGUGGUUGUGAUCCAGUGGGUACAGUAGCAGGAUCACAUUGUACAGCAUAUGGCGGACAGUGUCCCUGUCUUCCUGGUGUGGUGGGACGAACUUGUGACUCAUGUGAUGUUGGCUUUUAUGGAUUCUCUGCUGCUGGAUGCAAGCGUAAGUUAAUAAAGCUUUUUGAUAUGACAAAGAAAACCCUAUAAAGGGUUUCGUUUAUCUUUUUCUCACGAUUGUCACUUAGAUAUUGCCUUGCACACAAUGUCUUUCUUCUCUUAGUGAAGUAUCAUCAACCAAUGGGCCAUUUGCACAAAGAAGUCAUGUGACAUCGUUUUUAUGAAAAUGAAAGUUACAUGGUUUUUUCUUCAAAAAACAAUUAGUGGGACAUAUCUUUAACAAAAUAAUAGUGAUAUGGUUUUGCAAACCUGCACCAUUUUCUUAAAAUGAGUAAGUUCGUAGCUGGUCACGUGACCAAAAUGUGAUUUUUAAAUUAUGAAUUACUUCUUUCUGAACCCAAACUUUGCACUUAAACUUCAACGAAAAUGUUGAAAAGUUGAUGUGGGAACGUUUACAGCACAUCUGAGCGUAACUAUCAAACGUUUAACAAGAUCUAAGCAAAAAUUAGUUUUGGCCGCCAUUGGAGGGCAAGAGUAUGCCCUCCAACAUGGCGGCCAAUACCCCUGGCCAAUACAAAUGAUACUACUUUGUUGAAAAAUCAAAGUGCCAUAAAAUAUCCCCCUUAAAUGCGUUUCCUCUCAAAUUUCGGGUGUAAGAUGAUUUUUAUGUGCUCUGUCAAUUUUGGGCAUCAGCAAGAUUCCAGCUUAUUGUUUAAAGAAAGCAUUGGUCACGUGACCUCCUAGUGCAAGUGGCCUAUUAAAAUGAAGACUGAUCGAGAUAUAGUAGUGAAAGAGAUCAUCUCUGCUGCAUGGCUUCCAAGAAAGCGUUUUUUUUUUUUGCCACAUAAAACUGUUACUUGUCCGUGCAUGAGUGUGAUUUGUUAUGAAAUAACUUAGACACUACAGUUGUUAUUAGUAGUGUAGUAGAGAUGUUUUAGGCCCUUUUUUGUGGGGGAACAUAUUAACGCCGAUGAUGUCAUAGCCUUUUGUCUUUAUCUCAUGAAUAAAAUGCGGUGGAAUCUCAUUAAGAUAAGGUUAUGUGCUAUUGUUUAUUAAGUUUAACCAGCUUGACAGGUUUUUGAUCGAUAGUAUCUUAGUUUUCGAUUGGUUGACGAAAAAAGGUAUUCAUUGAUUGGUUCAUUUUGUCGAAGCAAUAAGCGCUAACUCGCCUUUGAUUUAAAAUUGCUGAGCCAUAACGUGAUUAUGCAAGUUCUAUUUUCUGUUGCUUUCAUUGUCCAACAGAUUUCUUUCUUUUAUUUGCCCCCUGGGAAACCACGUGACAUUGCUUUUAUCCCAUCAGUGCUUUAGCGCAUGCAAAGAUGGCGAUAUCGUGAAUAAGGUCUAUUGCUCUAGUUCGGGUUCACUUAUUCUUGGUGUGCAAAUCGUACAUAUUAGUAAGGGCGAAGGAGAACUGACUCUUUCUAACACAAACACAAUUUGUUACGUACCCCUCCCUCUUUCUUCUUCUCCACAAUUCAAUUAUUUCGCUCUUCCUCAAUUUUUUCCCUUCUUUUUACCUCUUUCUCAAUCAACCUCUUUUCUUCAUCCUUUGAAUUUUGUGCUAAUUUCAAAAAGCAGUAAACAAAUGAUAAAAAAAGGGUAAAAAAAGUGGAAAACAACUGACUCGGAAACGCAGAAGAAGAAAGGGCGACGAGGCUGGUUCACCAGUUAAGUAUCACCGUGCCCAUUUUUGUAACGUUUCAAAAGCAAAAUAUACGAUGUAUUGAUCCUUUCCUACUGUUGAUUGGGAUCCUGAUAGUUACAUUUUUAUGGUCAAAGAAUUGAGGCAAGUGAAUAACUGGCAUUGUAAUAGUCACGUUACAUAGAGAUGUGCAUUGGUUACAUAAUCAAAGCCCUUUCUUCUCUUCUUUUGGCGGCGUUAGCACGUAUACAGAAGACCAAUGUCGUGAUUAGAGAAAACGCCCUUAUUGGAAUAACAAUAUAAGCAAAUUAACUCUUCUCACUCAUUGAUAUCCUCGUCAGUUUUCUAGAGCUUUUUAGCCUGUUAACAGUAAAAAUACGCUAUUUUACCGUUCUUGUUAGUGACAGUUACUAAGUUUCUGUCUGAUUGCAGAUAAUAAUAUCAUUGCAUGAUGAAUAUUUAUAGCUUUUAUUCUUAUUCCAAUUAAAGAAGGUUAUUACGGCUGACGACGACAUUGGUCUUCUUUUCUUUUGGCGGCGCCGGCAUGUAUGUAAGUAAAAGAUCAAUGACGUCACUAGUGGAAAUCCCCCUAUAAGAAUAACAAUGAAAGCAAGUAAACAGCUAUCAGCCCAGAAUGUUCCCAUCAGUUAUGUAACAAUUUUACCAUGAUUUUUUUUGUGUGUGUUAUGUAAUAUACAGCCUAUAAAUAUGAUUCUCAACUUGUGCAUUCAGUUUUCAAAAGCUUUGUUACAAAGCGAUUUUGAGUUGUAUGGCAGUAUGAGAAGAAAUCGACAGUCUGCCUGGGAUCUUCGCGACAACAGAGAAACACGACUUUCAACAUUCCAGUUUCCUUCAGCCCAAGCCACCGCCAUCGAGAAUGAUCAGAGCAUGCGAUUAAGGUCAUCGGAAGACCGUUCUUUUGACCUCUACUCCCACAGAUCUCCUUCGUAUGAGGUCAAGCGAAAGUUUGGCGAUGUUGCAGCAAGAUCCUGCCCACGGUUCUCAGAUUACCAACCAACCGUGGUGUUCUACAAGGAUAGGGACACCGGCAGCUCAUCAGGCGAGGAAUUAAUCGCUUCAGAGGCUGAUAGAAACUCUUGGGCCGGCGCGUCGGUAGAAUGCCCUUUCGUGAUCUACAAAGAAAUCAGUAACGGUCAUGCUAUUCCAUUGUACACAUCAACGUGCAGACAAACGAACAAACCACAAACUGAGGGCAGACGAGCUUUUAAGACGACAAUGCAAGAACUAGCAUGCUGCAAGGAUUGUUCACACUAUCGUAGUCAACCAGUUCUCCAACGCUAUUCACAAUGGAUACCAUCCUACCAAGCGAGGCCACACCACAGAAAUUCACAUCAGUCAUCAAGUCCACAAGGCUAUCCUACUGAGAAAGUGAAGGCUCUAAGAAUCAGUCCUGACCAUGCACACUGGCCGUUUACUCCUCAAAGAAAUUCACAUCAGCAUUACCAAAUUCAAGGAGACGUUCAAGGAUGUUCAAACGAGUCCAGGCGCCCAGACCCCUCUAAACUGCAAGCUAAAGAAAUCAUUCGAAGCUAUUCACACCAGCCCCCGAGCCUUCACUGCUAGUCAAACAGCGGACAUGUUAUGCAGGCGCAAUCAUGUCGACCCGGACGUUAUCAUCCGAGCCACAGGCAAAACCAAGGACGCAGAUCAGGCUUCUCAUACCAACACUACCCUAACUACCAAGCCGACAGUCCAGGUUAUUCAUACCAUCCAACAGGUUACAGAUGGCGACCCUGUCGAUACAACAGCGAACACCUAUGAACAGCACCACUUGAAACAGCCAACAAAAGGCCCUUCCCAUUCACACCGGCCAACAAAGACAGACACCAAUAGGAGCCUAGCCAGGAGAACACCAGGGAAUCGGCAAAGGUUUUCACGCCAGCCUACUGAUAAUCAAAAAAGUCCGUGCACACACCUAUCAAAUGAUUCCCACAACCAUAUUUAUGACACAGGAAAAAACCAACCUAAUGGGGAUCACAUCUGCUCAGCCAAGACCGCCUCAGGAAAAGGAAUCCAUAACCCAUCAGAAGCCGCAACGCAGCGGAUUGGUCGUGAUUCAAGGCCUCCACCAUCGCAGCAGUUUGCCAGAAGGAGAAAUGGCACAGUAAUUUCAACUCCCGUGUCAAAAGGACGUGAAAGUUGGUCCCGCAUCAAGUUCGAUUUUCCCCAGCAAAGCCGAAAUGAACCUUGUGAGGCUACUGGAAAUCAGUGGCGACGAAGAAGAAUUGGUGUUUGCCUGGACACUGACGCUACUCAAGAGCAGCGAAGAUUUACACGAGUGUUAGCCAAACGUUUUUAAGAGGAUCCAAAGGAAUCCGUGACUUAAACAAACUGCAUGUAAAUAAUUUUAUUUAUGAAGUCACAGUAUCUCCAAGCGUAUUGCAUUAUUAGGGCCCCCAUCCCUGACGUCAGCAAUUGCAUGCCAAACCCAAGGUUAUACAUACGCCAGUACAGUGUAGGACGUCCUUUGUACAAAGAAAAGUUAAGUGUAAUUUUAAUAAUUAGAAAUUAUUGGAUGGAGCUAGCUUUGAUAUGAAGAAUUCGGCCUGAGUGGAUGACACCGCAGAUAUCUCGCACAUUCGGUUGGCCUACGCUCCAGUCCCGCCGCGACUAUCUAAAGUGCAUGCUAGUGUUUAAGAGCCUUCGUGGCCUGUAUUAAGCCCUUCUUGCUUUGUUGUUAGGCGGUAGUUUGGCUAUUUCUUCAGGGUCGACUAGCUCGAUUAAUGGUUCGUUUGUUCCCGACUAGUCCUUUCCCGCUGAAAAUGGAAAAUGGAUUAAAUUCAUCAAUUAAAAUCUUUUCCAUUUUCUCCAGGUCUGCCAAAACAGCUGAGCUACCGUGCCUUCUGCUAUCCAUUUUUCUGUCGAUAUCAGUACAAUAGACGUCACCUGUACUGAUAUUGACAAACAUAUUCCAAAUUUGGUCAACACCAGUGGUGUUAUGAAGAAUUAGUCGGGGGAUUUAAGCCAAUCAGAAAUAAAGAAAUAUUUUGAAUGAAUAAUGAAAAUAAUAAAUACCGCGAAUGCUGUAGAUAAUUUGAAGUUGCCGCCCAGAUUUUUCCUUGCAAGUUCUUUUUUUUUUUUAAUCUUCAGAAAAGGGCAAUGAUGAUCUUAAUCUUCAUUGUAAUAGUAAGAUUUGUAUUUAUUAAAAUCAUAAUCAUGAUGUCCGGCAUUUUUUUCGUCCUUGUUAACAUUAACAAGGAACAUCUUUAGACUUGUGUAAACAAAAUGUGUAAGCCCUGUGGCACUUGUGUAAAUAAACUGAAAUAAAAUGCGAAAUAUUUUCUGUCAAAAGAGAAUUCUGUAUUUCAGCAUAUUUUAUAGUCUAAAUCUUAUGAACCACAUAAAAUAGAAAAUAUGCAGAAGGAAAAAAAACACAAAUUUUGUCUAAAUCUGGUCAUACGAUAGUGGAAAUGUAAUUAUUGACUUUGCGACCUGAGCAAUCAUAGGGUACUGGCUGAUCUUGUACAGAGAGAAGGUUUAUAUCAGCAUGAGACGAAGAAAAGGUUGAUACAGAUAAGAUGCAAUCUAAAUUUCUGUACGAAACGUUUUCCUCUAAAAUCAGCUGCAAGCCAAUGGCUAUCAAAAAAUAUUACGAAACGCUCAACAGGCAAUCAUUUUAGUCACUAAAUUUUCCACUGACUUUCAAAAUAACGAUGUAAUGUGUUAAAUCGGAUGUUUAAGGUUACCGGAAGUAUACCUAUAGUACAUCCCCCAAUACCCUGCACUCUCGGUUUAGGGCGUUGAGAUGCCCCCAGAACCGUGUCAGGUUUUGUUGUUGAUGAAGAUCCUGUAGCAUCGAGGUGAUUACGUAUUAAAAGUACAGAACUUAACACGUAGGGACUAGGAUGGGUUGAUAGAGGACACUUUCGUGGAGGUUUUAAGCGGGAUUUCCGUAUGUUAGGAGGCAUAGUUUGGUGCGAUGCCCGGGAAAUCGAACGAGACUGAAGGUUCGGCGAGUAACGGCGUUAUAAUUUCGACGCCAGUGGCUGUAGAGGUCAUUGGUUUGCUGCCUUUUCUUUUAACAGGGGAUCCGCACUCCAUUUCACGGGAGAAGGAGUGACAACAAUAACAACGAUAGAGUAGGGGAACAAUGAAAAUGUGGUAGUGGUGGUGGUGUUGGUGGAGGGAAAAUAAAGAAAAUUGAGGCAGCACGGCACUCCGGCGUCAGAGGGACAAGGAAAAAUAAACAAAGAAAACAACCACCCCUUGUUGCUUUGUCCCGAAAAGAGUCUGCCUAUUAUCGAUUUGCGAAAAUUUGUUCCCAAAUCCAAGGUCCGAAAUUGAAAUCAGCGAAACUUUUCCUUGGGAAACUCAAAACCCCGAUUAUCUACAAAUUGAAAUAAAAACCUACCAUAUUUUCUGCCUUGCGGUAGCGGGAGACCGAACUUUCUGUUUUGCUAUUUAGUGUGUUGAAAAAUUCGAAAAAUCAGGAGAAAGACUGAACUUCGGCCCAUGACCUGCAAGCCUUUCUCAUUCUUCUCCAGCACUCUGCCUAGGUGUGUUUCGUCUGUAAAGCUCUAGUUAGUUCGGUCUCACAUUUUAAUUUUUUUCUUCACGCUUGAUAGCAAUGCAUAUGUAGGUUGCGUUGGUUCUCUCCUUUGCUCCAACAGGUUUUUCUCCGGGUACUCCGGUUUUCCCCUCUCCUCGAAAACCAAUAUUUCCAAAUUCCAACUCGACCAGGAAUGAUAGGCGAAGAAUCACUAUGUGGAUAUGCUACCUCUUAAACGCUAUUUAAUUAUUUAUUUAUUUCACUUGAAUUCUUUGUAGGUUGUCAAUGUUCAAUCGCUGGAUCGUUAAGCUCAGCCUGUCAUAUGAUCACCGGCGAGUGUAGCUGUAAGAGCAAUGUUGAGGGCUCUAACUGUGACAUUUGUAAGUCUGGUACAUUUAAC